AUGGCCGACCUCGAUGUCGCAAGUCAUUACAAUCUCCCCGACGAAUUCCCCGAUGAAUGGCCUGCAGCUUUGGAUGAAGCCGACCAACCUGAAGAACCAGUUCAACGAGCAGACUCCCGUCCCCGCAAGUCACGAUACAUCGCUCUCGAGCGAAGCCCCAGUGAUUGGAGAAGCAACUUCGGUUCACGAAGGGGGAAGGAUGGCAGAGAAAACGCACAGAAGGACGAACCGGACCCAUUGGGCACAGGCGAUAGUGUUCUUCGAAUCCUCAAGCAGCGAGGCAUACCUUUAGAGGAGGAGAGCGGCAAGCAAUCACGUUUCCUCUUGUCAUCAACAUCAUUCUCGCCCGCGCUCUUUCUGUCCCAGGCGCAUCAUUCGGCAUCUAUCGAGUCGUUGACGAGUGGCUUGGAGAACCUAUCACAUUCCAUCGAUCAAAAGUCUGCGUCGCUAAAGGUACUGGUGGAGGCCAACUUCGAGCGCUUCGUCCGCGCCAAGGCAACCAUUGAUAGUGUCUACACCGAGAUGAGAAACCAAGGCGUGGAAAAGCAACCCGGUUUAGGUCCCCGCAGGUCAGGGCACUUCCGCAGCUACUCGGGUCAGCAGCGGAGCAUGUCUCCUGCCCCAGUUGUGGCCAAGAAAACCGCGCUUGUUAAGGAAAGCGAGUACGGUAUGAAAGGUAUCCGAGGUCCAUUGGUUGAAGCAUCAGUCAAGGCCGAGGAGGUGUGGGGUCCAGCUCUAGGGGGCCGGGAGCGAGAACAGGUGCUCAAGUCAGUGGUGGAGACCAUGGAGAAACACCGUGAUGUUUAUGAGAUUGGUAGUCAUUUGUCAAAGUCCAUCCAGCAACGCGAUUACGAUUCUGUCUUUGAGCAGUAUACGAAGGCAAGAACGCUUGCCAAUCAAGCUAAGGAUAUCGCACAGCGAGCUGCUGCUAGCUCCCGUCAACAAUUAAAUGACACCGAAACGCACACUAUCCUAGCCAUGGGCCGUAUGUGGGUGGACGUUGAUCAACAAAUUCACGAUUUCAAGCGCGAGCUCUGGAGGCGACUUGCUGAUGCACCCACUACAUCGACUACAAGCACUGCCUCAGGCCCCGUUGAAGAACAUAUGGAGUUGAUCGGGGCCUUGUUGGAGCUGGGUGUCGAGGACAAUCCCAUCUGGACGUGGCUCCAAAGUCGCUAUGAAUUUUUGAAGGCAAGAAUUACCGGUUUUUGUGACCGAUGCAAAGUCGAAAUCGAGAUACUACGGAGAAGACUUGCUGGUGGAGAGAAACCAACUGCGCAAGCUGCUGCGUCCUAUCUACGCUCUGCGCCUCGUGAUGGGUCAACAGAAACCCCACAGAGACUGGACACCGAUCAAGUCAUCGAGCUGUGGGAAUGCAUACAGGCAUUUUUGAACCGGCUUCUUUCUUCACAAAAUGGCCUGCUAGGCGAGGUGUUAGAUUUUUGGGAAGUGGCACAAUCAUUCAUCGAUGGAAAUCGGCAACGACUAUUGCCUGCUGGCUUUGAGGGCGAGAGUCGCAAACAUCACCGCCUUUCAGUUGACAGGAUCAAGGAGUUAGAGCGGGGGGUGGACAUUUUGGUCAAUCUCAUUCGCGACAGCGUCUUAGUCCUUUUCACCGAACCUCCAAUCGAAGAUGUCUCUCUGCUUUUCUCCCCGAUACCAUCAAGUCCCUCAACUCCAGAGUCCAGAGGUAUCACUCCAACGGAAUCUCGUUUCAAGCUUGAUCCAAAGAAUCUACCAUUCCCUCUCCCCGAAGCUGGGAGAAUAUUGGGAAGACUAUGCAUUCUGGCCUCCAUUCUCCAAUUCACUCAGUGUGAAAUGGCGGCCUUGCGACCCGUUGGCGCCAGUGGGAAAACAUAUGAUCUCCUCAAGACACUAGUCAGCGUCGCCCGAGAUCGAUGUGCCCGUGUCGCAUGUGCUGCCUGGAGCAAAGAUGCGGAGAUCUGCAAGCUGCUAGAGGACUGGACUCGGGACUCAGAGAAGCGAGAUUUGACGAAGAUGCCCGGGUUCUUCGUGACCUUUGAAGGGGCUAUUUUAGGGGGCAUCCAAAGGAUCCUCUAUAUUUCGGAGGCAAUGGCAAAGCCAGGUACUGUUGAUGUCGUCACCCAGCCUCCUGCAAAGCUACUCCAAAUGGUCCGCGCUCAAUUUGUGUCCAGUGUUUAUAAAGCACUAAGCGGACUGGUGGAGAAUGCGGAGCGCGUUACGACAGUCGAGGAGGAAAAUGAAUGGAUCAUUUCUCGGCCAGCUAUGACAAGCCAGGCGACCGAUGCUGCUUUGUCGGUGCUUUCAGCAGAUUCUGUCGAUUCUUUAAAUCGGAAUGUUCGAAUCCUUCUUACUCUCUCCAACCUCAAGGCUCUCCAGGCUGAUCAUGUGCCACAAUUGAUAUCGAACUUCGAGACAUCUUUCUCGGUCAAGCUAACGGAAGAAGCGAAGACCGUUCGUGAUGUCCUCAGUCAAAUCGAAGACAGACUAUUCCAGUCAUAUGUCAAUCCCACCACCAAAUUGCUAAAUGAGACCAUCACAAAUGGCAUUGCAUCUGCAGACUGGGAGCCUUCAAGUGAACGGCCGGAGCAAGUUCGACCAUAUGUAUACAACACCAUGUUGACAAUGGUGCUGGUCCACACCGAAAUUUCCACAACCAUCCCGUCUACCGUAUCAUCAGUCGCCAGUCGAACCUCGGCAAAUGCGCCCUCUUCUCUGCUAGCCACUGUACUGACCCAUCUAUUGUCCAAAAUCUCUUCGUCGCUGCUUACUGCCUUCCGUGCUCGGUCUUCUUUCUCACUUGCCGCACUCAUGCAAGCUACCCUGGACACCGAAUUUAUCUCACAGACACUUACUUUAUACGCAACGGAGGAGGCGUCAAAUGUGCAAAGCCAGAUCUAUGUGGAGUUAGAUCGCCGCACCACCAACGAAGCUCGUACAAAGCUCCAAGCCGAAUUGGGGGAAAUGAGGGUCGUCUUGAAAAGGCUAAGAGAUCGAACGAAGGGCGAAUUUGCUUGUUUCAAGAAGCCCAGGGGUGUUGGUGGCAGUAGCUCCAAGUCUUCCACCUCGAGUGUUCCAUAG
This is a messenger RNA of Penicillium soppii, 3063 nucleotides long. RefSeq names its product exocyst subunit SEC5. Bases 1 to 3063 code for a protein of 1020 amino acids. The transcript has 3 exons. Gene Ontology annotation, cellular component: exocyst. Lineage: Eukaryota; Fungi; Ascomycota; Eurotiomycetes; Eurotiales; Aspergillaceae. The record is from RefSeq and is a predicted model, not a curated record. Gene Ontology annotation, biological process: exocytosis; Golgi to plasma membrane transport.